AACGAAGCUUCUGCGACCGCCUUAACUGGGGGGAAGUUUAACGAGACUCACGCAAACCGAGUCCUCAAAGGCCCAGAGUUGGCAGGAAUCCUUAAGGGUGAAAAUGCAAAGGACUUGGUCGACAACUUUGAGUUUGUGUAUGUUGCGGGCCACAAAAACCGCGAGUUGACAAUGUUCCAUCCAGAAUCCAAAACUUUAUUUGAGGCUGAUUUUCUCUUCAAUAUCAAGUCAAAAAGUGAGCUGUAUGGUAAGGUAAACCCAACUAAGGGCUUGGGGUUCUUUGCUCGCUAUUUGCAGCCGUACUCAGCCGUGGGAAAAUGGCUCUCCGGGAGAUUGCUUAGUUCCGCCGAACAGGGUAACCGUGAUGCCAUUAGUGCUAUUGCUUCUUGGGAUUUUGAACGCAUUGUGAUGUGCCACGGUGAGGUGAUUGAAGGGAAAAACGAGAGCAGACUGGCAUUUGACUCGGUCUACGGCCAUUUCUACAAGUAA
This is a messenger RNA of Babjeviella inositovora NRRL Y-12698, 489 nucleotides long. RefSeq lists its product as uncharacterized. NCBI's taxonomy places the organism in Eukaryota, Fungi, Ascomycota, Pichiomycetes, Serinales. The record is from RefSeq and is a predicted model, not a curated record. The transcript has a single exon. The annotation marks the transcript as partial.